Cajanus cajan (pigeon pea) is the source of this 755-nucleotide messenger RNA. RefSeq lists its product as uncharacterized. The record is from RefSeq and is a predicted model, not a curated record. Gene Ontology annotation, molecular function: enzyme inhibitor activity. Lineage: Eukaryota; Viridiplantae; Streptophyta; Magnoliopsida; Fabales; Fabaceae.
UCAAAUCAUCUCUCCCACACCCACUUUCCAAGGCACCUUUGGUUGAGACACCCCACCCCACCACACAAGAUGAAUUCUUCAGCAGCAUGCUUCUUGUUGGUGACUCUUGGCCUAGUCCUCAUUUCUCAAUUUCCCGUGGCAACACAUGCCAGAGGCCAUCACGAUAGUUUGGUGGGAGAAAUUUGCAUGCAAACCUUGGAGAACAAGGAGAACUGCAUGCAGCUUCUAAAGGCAGCUGAUCCAAGCAUCGUGCAUGCAAAGGACUUCAGUGAGCUUUGAAAGGCAGUGUUGACUUUGGCCUUGAACAAGGGCAUGGAGGGGCAAGCCUUCCUCAAGGAGUUGGCAAAAGUUCAGAACUCUCCAGCCAUAACAGAAUGUGCAAACUUUUUCUACGAUGGGGUGGUUAUAUCAUUCAGGAGUGCCUUGGGGGAGUUCAAGGAAGAUCCUCAAACUGCUAACUAUGAUUCCAAAGUUGCUAUUGAUGGACCUGACGGUUGCAACAGAGCCUUGGCUUCUGAAAAGAUUUAUAACCCUGCUAUUGAUGCUCUUAACAAGGAAAUUAUGUUGCUUAGCACUAUUGCAUUCCAAGCCACAAAUAAGCUUUCGUCUUAAUUAACCCAAUUUUGUGGGCAAUGUAAAUGCAUGCAUGAAGAAUCCAAGUUAUACGUGGUGGGUUACUGUUUUAUUUAGGGUGUCUCCUUUGGUGUGGAGGGAGGUCAUCAAUAAAAUCAAAGCUAUUUAUUUAUUCUGUUAAA